This is a messenger RNA of Sesamum indicum (sesame), 390 nucleotides long. NCBI's taxonomy places the organism in Eukaryota, Viridiplantae, Streptophyta, Magnoliopsida, Lamiales, Pedaliaceae. The record is from RefSeq and is a predicted model, not a curated record.
AUGUCGAUCUCCGCUUGGAAGCCAGCACAAUCUAGCAUGACAAACUUUUCAGUUCGGGGCAUGAUGAACAAGCACCAAGGGAAGGAUAAGGUGGUGGUGGUAUUGGGUGCCACUGGCACAGGCAAAUCGCGCCUGGCGAUAGACCUGGCCACCCGUUUCGGGGCAGAGGUCAUUAACUCGGACAAAAUUCAGGUCUACAAGGGCCUUGACAUAGUAACCAAUAAGGUGAGCAAUGAGGAAUGCCACGGCGUGCCGCACCAUUUGCUCGGAAUCAUUGAUCCCGAGGUGGAUUUCACUGUACAUGAUUUUGUGCAUCAUGCAUUGCUGGCUGCUGAUGCCAUCGUACAAAAGAAUCGCGUUGACUGGAGCACUAAGAGUGGGCACGUUUAG